Syngnathus typhle (broad-nosed pipefish) is the source of this 3543-nucleotide messenger RNA. It is a transcript of the gene stag3, whose product is annotated as cohesin subunit SA-1. The transcript has 30 exons. Gene Ontology annotation, biological process: sister chromatid cohesion. The record is from RefSeq and is a predicted model, not a curated record. Gene Ontology annotation, cellular component: nucleus; cohesin complex; chromatin. Gene Ontology annotation, molecular function: chromatin binding. NCBI's taxonomy places the organism in Eukaryota, Metazoa, Chordata, Actinopteri, Syngnathiformes, Syngnathidae.
AUGGCUACUGGCUACUUAGAUGAUUUGUCUGAUUCAGAUGAUGACUUUGAGCUCCCAGUGAAAAUCACCAAGCGCAAAAUACAGGCAGAGGCAAGCUCACUGCCACCCAAGAAGCCAAGGCACAAUGAUGCUUUGAGAAAAUUACCCAGACUGAGUAGUAGCCCAAACGUCUCUUCAGCAGAAACUUCUCAGGGGCGGCAGUCUUUCCAAGACACACCCAGGCCUGACAAAAGUGAACUGGACAGCGAUGACCCGACUAUCAAUGCAAAAAAUAUCUACGAUGCUGUCAGCAGUGGAAAGAGUGACCUAAUGACGGUGGUUGACGAAUGGCUGGACUACUACAAGCAGACGCACAAGCAGGGACUCCUGGUGCUCAUCAACUUCAUCGUUCAGUGCUGUGGAUGCCAAGGAGUGGUUAGCAGAGAGAUGCUUGAUUCCAUGCAAAAUGCAGAAAUCAUCGCCACGCUAACCAGACAGUUUGAUAGGAGUUUAGCGAGCUACCCUUUGUCUGGAGCGGGUUCCUCGUCGAAGCGAUUCCGAGCGGGCCUUUGCAAGUUUGCCAGCAUUCUGGUGCGCUUAUGUCAAAACAGUCUAAUUUAUGAUGAAUACCUCUUCGCCUCCUUGCUGUCUCUCCUCAUCGGGUUGUCUGACUGCCAAGUCAGAGCAUUCAGACACACCAGCACCCUAAUAGCCAUGAAACUGAUGUCAGGAAUAGUGGAGGUGGUUGUGGCAGUUUCCAAUCAGAUGCAAACCAUCCAGCGCUACUACAAUGUGGAGAUGGGCAAGGACAUGGAAGAUCAAAGCUCUCAGCGACUGGAAGAGCUUCAGGCUUCCAUUACAGAGCUGCUGAGAAAGAAGGAGGAGCUCUCGUCCUUGAUGACCGCCACCUUCCGGGGCAUUUUUGUGCACCGCUACCGUGACCGUGUGGAUCAGAUCAGAGCAGCUUGCAUGGAGGAGCUGGGCGUGUGGAUUAAAAAGAACCCUGAGAACUUCCUUAAUGAUGGAUGUCUCAAAUACCUGGGCUGGAUGCUGAAUGACAAGCAAAGCGUGGUGCGUCUGCAGUGUGUGCGAAGCCUGCAGAAUCUUUAUACGGAGAAGAAGUUUAUUGUCCACAUGGAGCUUUUCACCAAUAGAUUUAAAAAGAGAAUGCUCAACAUGGUGAUGGACAAGCAAUAUGAGAUUGCUGUGGAAGUGAUCAAGCUGUUACUGCAAAUCCAACAGAGCACGGUUAAAGUCCUGCAGGAGGAGGAGUGUGCUCAUAUCUAUACCCUAGUUUAUGCCGCACAACACAGUUUGGCGUCCGCAGCUGGCCUGUUCCUCUAUCUGAAGCUGAAAAGUGUGAUUGACAGUGAGAACGAGCAAGGCAUCAAUUAUGCCUUCUUCCAAGUCCUCAUCAACUUCUACGUCCAGUGUAAGUUCCACGAGCAUGCAAUUUACCUGGUUGACAGCCUGUGGGAUGUUGCUGCUGUGGAGUUAAAAGACUGGGAGGGCAUGACAACUCUUUUGCUACGGGAAGAUGGUUUGACAAACGUGGAGGAGGACACACUCAUCGAAUUGAUGGUAUGUGCGAUUCGACGGGCAAUGGAGGCAACCCCACCGGUUGGGAGAAUCUGGGUCAAGAAGGGCCUGAGUGCAAAGCAAAUGAAGACCCGGGAACAGGACAGGCAGCGUAUCACGACCCAUUUCAUCCCUCUACUGUCACAGCUGCUAGCCAAGUAUUCGGCAGACCCAGGGAAAGUAAAACUCCUCCUGCAAGUGCCGCUCUACUUCAACCUGGAUAUGUCCAGCAGUGCGCAGUGGAUGGAGAAGCAUCUGGACCAGAUCCUGACUCAGAUAUGCCUGAUCGUAGAGAAGCACACGGAGAACGCUGUGCUAGAGGCGUGCAGCAAACUGAUCAACACGCUCUGCUCCGACAGUCACACCUUCUCCUCCCGUGCACACCUGGCGUUUAGUCAGUUGUUUGACAACCUGACUGAGCACUUCAACACCUAUUUCAGUGACCAGAUGCAGGCCCCAACUGAUGAUGUUUUCAGUGCAGCAAUGGUCUUGAAAAGGAUGGCGGCCUUGGUCAGUGCCAGAAACUUAUCAACUGAAAGACUAUUUGAUUCCUGCACGGACCUACUUAAAAGUCGGAUGGAAUCCAGACACUUCGACAAGGAACUCAUGGUGGCAGCUUUGAGGUGCUCAGCCUUUCACCUGAUGUGGGCCAAAGUAAAUCUGCCCUCUCUUCCAACCAAGGAGGAAGUGAAACGCCUAAAGAAAGAGGUGGCCUUCUUCUGCCAAAUCUGCCAAGAAUGCUUGUCUAUUGCCCAAACUGAGAUUAGGGAUCAGGCAUUUGAGUUGCUGUGUGACCUCCUGUUGCUUUACCGUGCCAAUACUGUCCGCUCUGAACCCGGCCUGCAAAAUGUGUACUACGUGCCAUCUCACUUCCUGACUGCAGAGAUGGCAGUUUUCCUUCUGGACUACAUCUUUAUGGACGAAACGGAGGAGGAAGGUACUGAUGAGGAGGCAAUCAAACAUCUUCAGAAGAAGCGCAGGCUGCUUGCUGGCUACUGUAAGUUGUUCAUUUUCGGCGUGAUGGACCUCAGUGCUGCCACCAAUGUCUACAAGUACUACGACAAGAACUAUAAGGACUUUGGUGACAUCAUCAAAGAAACCAUAACAAAAACGAAGCUCAUCAAUCCUGUACUGAGUGCCAGGAGUCUCUGCCUUACUGUGCAGCAGGUGUUCACAGAGAUGCUGGUAGAGGGGGUCAAUAAAAGGAAUAUUGACGAGAUCAAAGAUUUGGCCAAGAAGCUCGCCAUGACCUUUGGCAAUAACCUUCCACAUGUUCGCAAACCACUGGUAGCGCUGCACAUGGACGGCAUACGUUUUGCUUUCCGGGCAUGUCAGGAAGAGGAAGAGCAGCACCCUAAUGUGGCCUUCUUGGAGCUGCUUAGCGAGUUCAGUUUUAAGCUGCUGCAACAAGACAAGGACCUGCUGAUGGAUAUCCUGAAAAGCCAGUGUCCCACUGCUGCCCUCUCCUGGCACUCAGUCAAUGUUUAUCAGCGCUCCUUGAAAGGCACCCAAGCCAAGUUGGGGGAGAGAGUUGAAACCAUCCCUUCACCAACCAUGCCUGUCACCAAACACCAGAAGAUCAAUACUGGAGAUAAGAAAAUAAUCAAACGGCAGAAGAUCGAUACUGGAGGUUUAAUGGCCAACUCCAACUCGACUUUGGAUUGCAGCAGUAUCCACUCCAGUGAGCUGCCCAGCCCGAUUCUCACCUCCACUGCCCUGAAGCAGCCCCACACUAAAUUUGGGUCCAGGGGAAGCAUCUAUGAAAGUGAUGUUGGCAGAGAUUUAACUGAACCAGAAUCUGACAAUGAAUUCAACUUGGAAUCACAGAGGCCAGAAAUGCUGUCCACCGAGAGAUUGAGAUCCACCGCAAUUCAGAGCGGACUAAAUACCCAGCUCAACUUACUUUUGCUGAAUGAUGACUUCUCAGAGCAAGAGGAAGAAGCUGAGUCUGACAAAUAGGAAAGAGAUUCUUCAUAUACUGCAUAG